This is a messenger RNA of Ictalurus furcatus (blue catfish), 2905 nucleotides long. RefSeq names its product nitric oxide synthase 1 (neuronal) adaptor protein b (gene nos1apb). Gene Ontology annotation, molecular function: nitric-oxide synthase binding. The transcript is spliced from 10 exons. NCBI's taxonomy places the organism in Eukaryota, Metazoa, Chordata, Actinopteri, Siluriformes, Ictaluridae. The record is from RefSeq and is a predicted model, not a curated record. The coding region runs from base 852 to 2063 and encodes 403 amino acids.
GUGAGCAAGAACUUCUUAAGGCUUCUAAUGAUUAGAUGGUCAGGUGAGCACGAUUAAAGUUUUAGUUAAAAUCUUCAGAAAUGUAGAUCUCCAGGAACGGGGCUAGUGACCAGUGCUCUAGAGACUAUCGUGAGUGAAAAUCUCAGAAGAUCAACAGUUCCUGGAAUCCUCAAACCGGCCCACUUGGCACCAACAACCACACCAAGGUCAGUGUUAAUGAGAUCCCAUUUUGAAGCUUGACCUGGAUAUAUAAAGACAUACAUAGAGAGUAUAGUGGCUCUGUUAUGCUGUGGGGCGUUUAUUUCUUUUUUAUGGAAUAGGGUCUACUUGUCCUUUCCUUAGACAGAAGGGUCACAAAUCGAUACCUUGUUUCAUUGUUUGUUUGCUAGCUACAGUACAGUAGACAUCUCUGCUUUUCAUUAUGGUGAAGGAAUAGUGUGUUGUCCAGUGACCUCCCUGGUUCAAGCAGAGUCUUGACUCCCAGUCAUGAACCAUUAGCACUCGAACCACCACUAGAUGUCAGCUUUUCAUAACAAAUCCCACCCAGCCCCUCCAAGCUUCCUAAACAUCAUGAGGCAAGGAGAGGCUGCAACCAUAAAACAGCUGGACGCCGCAUCUGUGCACGCAUCAGCCGCAGAAGAAGAUUUCUCUCCUCUGUUCAUCGGGUGAGGCAAGCUCGUGUGUUUUUUUAAUCACUGUUAUUAUUUUAGAGGUAAAUAAAGAUCUGUUAGAGAGGAAUGCUGACAAGGAUUCUGAUUGAUAUGAUCCUGACACACUCGCCAGCCACCAGAGGCUUCUUGUGAAGGCUUGUAUUCGACUUGGACUCCAUAUCACUUGCAAAAACACGCACAAUGCCUGAGAUGACAAAAUAUAACCUGGUGGAUGACAGUGAUGACAGCUUCCAGUGCGGCAUCGCGUUCCAGGUGAAGUUUAUUGGCACUUUGGAUAUUGUGCGUCCCCAAAGCAGGCUGGACAUCCUGGCAGCCAUGAGAAGGGUCCGGUAUGAGUUCAAAGUGAAGAACAUCAAGAAGAUGAAAGUCAGCCUGGUCGUUGCGGUGGAUGGUGUCAAAGUGGUGUUGCAUAAGAAAAAAAAGAAAAAUGCAUACAGCUGGGAUGAAAGUCAUGUAACAUUGGCACAGGAUCCCAUUUACAGAAUAUUCUAUGUCUCCCAUGACUCACAAGACCUUAAAAUCUUCAGUUAUAUUGCAAAAGAUAAGAAGAGCAAUGUGUUCCGCUGCAACGUGUUCAAAUCCAAGAGAAAGAGUCAAGCUAUGAGAAUUGUGCAGACAGUUGGCCAGGCAUUUGAGGUUUGUCAUAAACAGAGCAUGGACACUGUGGACGAAUGGUUGGUGAAGUGCGAGGAGGAGAGAGGACAGGAGGAGGACACUCCAGAUGCUGAUACCAACCCAGAGGAGACAAUGCAGAAGACAGAUGUAAAGAGCUCUGAAGAUGCCAUGGUGGAAAUAGAGCCAUCAGGACUGCUGUCUCCGGUCCCAGAGCGCCUGUCACUGAACCACCGGGUCCAGCUCCUGAAGAAACAGCUCAAACAGCAGGAACAGAAAAGCCAGGCUGCUUCAUCACAGGCUGCCCUGCUCCAGCAGCAGCUAUGUUUGGAGACGCGGGCAAGGACAGAGGCUCAGGUUCGAGCUCAGCAGCUCCUGCAGCAGAACGGCGAGCUCCUUCAGCAUCUCUCCAUGCUGAUCAAACACAUUCAGGAGCUGGAGCUCCGCACACACUCGUGCUCCUCCACCAUGGGAUCUCAGGACAGCCUGUUGGAGAUCGCCCUGAGAGACAACGUUCCUCGCUUCUCCCCCUUGAAGAAGCCUAACGUGGUGCGUCUGGAUCCGUUCGGCUUCUUUCCAGAGCCGUCGGACAGUGAAAAGAAGCCAGAGCAGGACCGGGAUUCAGGCCAGGGUCCAGACGAAGAGCAAAGUGAGAGUUCUCCUACCGAGGCUCACUUCUUCUGCACGUUGGAGAUUCCUGGGUUCAGGGAAUCGGGUAUCGCAUCCGGAUACGAAUCCAAUACGGACGAGAGUGAUGAUAGGGAGAGCUGGGGCCAAUAAGCAAUUGAGUAUUGAAGAUCUGUAAGCAGUGCUGGAGAUGCAAUUAAGCUCCUGAUGUUUGAGAGUUAUGAGAGUAUGGAUUCAAUUCAAUUCAAAUGGAGAUUAGGAGUGAUGCGGCCAGUAACUAAGAAGAAUAAUUAAGAGAUAAACUUUGUGUUGGAGGGACUGUUUUUGGAUGAGGGUGAUGAAAUUAUGAAUGACACAGUCCCAGUAUACACUAUGUUCCUACUGAAGUUCAUUUUAGAGUAUAUUACUUGUGGAAAUAAUCAUCCGUCUGUAAUGCACUGUAGCAUUAAUUUAGCAAGAAUGAACAAACGCAUACAUGCCCUUUAAAAAACAUUAUGAAUUUGAAUAAUUGAUAAAGAAUUAUCAAGAUGAGGAGAGACGAUCAGGAGAGGUCAGGGGCAGGAAGAAGUUAGGAAGCAAAUAUUCUUUUAUAACUCUUUUAACAAGACCUGCUUGCUCAACUGUUAUCGUAGAUACUCAAAGCACUGUGCUCAUCCGGCAUCAUCACUGUGUGACAGAAAACAAAACAAGAAGACAAUGGAUAAUAGUCAUGUGAUCAUUUAAAGCUUUUGGUCUGACUCUGCUGUUACUGUGAUGCUAAUAUGCUGAGCUUCCAUGAUGUCUACAAUGGACCUGUACUUGCACUACUUGCACUGUGUGAAUUUUGUUCCGCUUGAAUGUAAGACACGCAUUCAUCACAUCUGGCAUUUCUGCAUCUGUAUGGUAUGAAAAAUCAGUUUUACCCAUUUGGCCAAAAAACGGCACAGGUUUAUUGUGCAUAUCCACAGGAUCCACGGACAAUUCAAGAAAUCCUGGGACUUAUAAAUACAAGGCUA